Molecule: messenger RNA, 3544 nt
Organism: Amphiprion ocellaris (clown anemonefish)
Lineage: Eukaryota; Metazoa; Chordata; Actinopteri; Pomacentridae
Gene: aopep
Product: aminopeptidase O (putative)
Exons: 18
Coding region: 134-2824 (896 amino acids)
Cellular component (GO): nucleolus
Molecular function (GO): zinc ion binding; metalloaminopeptidase activity
Source: RefSeq, a predicted model, not a curated record
AACUCAUUCAAGACCAGCGAGUACUUGUGAUGCUCAGCGGUACGUUGGCGGUUGUUUUGUACCAUAUUGAAAAACACGGUUCUCUGCGGUGAAGCUGCCAUCCUCUGUUCAACUUUGAUAUCAUUGGUGUGACAUGGAGCCACAUGGGGACCUAAACCCUGACACGGAUGACCUGCCUCUCCGAGCCAAUACUAACCACAUACUUGUCAGACAUUAUGUGCUGGACAUGACGGUUCAUUUUGACAGUAGGGUCAUCAGUAGUAGUGUUGUUCUGUUCCUGGAGCCUGGCUCUGGGGUGAGGACUAAGGCUGGGGCUGGGGACGACAUUGGACAUGGAACUGGUGAUGGUGCUGGGACUACGGACGCUGGAGGAAGCCAGGAGAGGUUUGCAUCCGGAUUUCAGCAGGUGGAUGCAAUAGAGGAUGAUACUAAAGGAUUGGAGAAGGUGCACGGUGUAGAAGAAAGAGACAAAGCUGAAUUUCAGGUUGUGGCAGACACAGACAAUAUUCAGUCUUCACAUUUGUGGCUAACCACCAAUGAUAGUGAUUUCACCUUAGUGCUUGACUGCUGUGACCUCGAUGUGUCAAAGGUCGAAGAGCUGGACAUCACCUCUGUGUCAGCUAUGUUGGGCCUUCAACCAUCUGAAAGGUCAGAGGUCUAUUCACUAAACCCACAAGCAGCUUUAAUUCAGAGGCUCAUCUCCAUGCCCUCUAGCCAAUGGAGGCAGAAGCACCAGUUGUUCUCGCUGUGUAGCCGUGCCCCUGGUGCUCAGGAUGGCAGCUCACUGCAUUUUCAUAGAGAUAAAUGGAGUCUGCAGGUGAGGAAGAAGGGGGUCACAUCACCGCAGGACUUCCCUCGUGCUGUUCGGAUUUGCUAUGAGACGAGACCAACAGGAGGCUCUGUGAGGUGGACCAAAGACCAAGACAACAGGGUGUGUGUUUACACUGCCGGUUCUCCCAUCAACAACCGAGCCCUCUUCCCCUGCCAGGAGCCGCCUGUUGCCAUGUCAACAUGGCAGGCAACAGUUCGGGCCCCCAGCGAGUGUGUGGUUUUGAUGAGUGGGGAGGAGCAGGCUGUACCUACUGAGGACGGGGACACACAUUUCUUCAUCUGGAACUACUACGUCACAAUGGCCAUGCCUGCCUCCACCUUCACUUUGGCAGUGGGUCACUGGCACCAAGUCACAGCAGAAAUUCCCCCAGCACUGGAAAGUGGGGUGAGGGACAGGACGGACUGUGACAAGACGGCCAAACCCAGGGCUGGGUGCGGGGAAUGGGCCGAGGCUGGGGUUGCGUCUGGACUUGGAAGCUCCUCUAGUGAAGUAGUAAAGGGCUCUCCUCUCCAGACUGGCAGCGGAGACCAGACCACCCGCUCAGACUCUGCAUUCUGUUUCUCUACCCUUGAGGAUGCGGGCCUCUCUGUAACUGAUUAUUCAGGCAUGGUGGAUGACAGCAUCUCUUGUUCCCAUGCUGACUACCCUUGCCGAUUUACUGAGUGGUCGGCUUGGUCCCAGCGGGUGAUUCCACACCGUGUAUUUAGCCCCGUCUGCCUCCUGCAGAAGGCCCAGAUAGGAGUCCUCAAGCUGUUGCCUCGAUGUUUGGCUGCAGCUCAUGCCGUUCUGGGGGUCCAUCCAUUUCCCCGCCUUGAUGUUCUCAUCGUCCCGGCAGGGUUCUCCAGUCUUGGCAUGGCCAGCCCCCACAUAAUUUUCCUGUCCCAGAGUGUGUUGUGUGCUGGGAAUCCGGGUUCCGGAGACAAAGGCCUGUCUCUGUGUGGGUCUCGGAUUUGCCAUGAGAUUGCCCACUCUUGGUUUGGCCUGGUUAUCGGAGCCAGAGACUGGACCGAGGAAUGGAUCAGCGAGGGUUUUGCCACCUGUCUGGAGGACAUUAUCUGGGCCCAAGCACAAAAACUCUCAUUACAAGAAACAACAGAACAGUUUGACCUGAAGGCACUUCUGAGGUGGAGACGACUUUCUGAUGAGUUGCAAAACUCAAGAGAAGAACUUCAGGUCCUCAGACCCAACAUGGAGAAAACCGGUCAGGUCAGCAACUCUGGCUCCUCCACAGUCAAACAUGCUCUCAACCCUGAAAAAACGUUCAUGCAAGUUCACUACCUCAAGGGCUACUUCCUCCUCAGGUUCUUGGCCAGUCAAGUGGGAGAGCAACAAUUCAUUGACUUCUUCAGAUUAUUUGUGAAGAAAUACCACGGGCAGCUCAUUUUGUCUCAGGAUUUCCUGCAAAUGUUGCUGAUUACCUUUCCCGACAUGGAGAGAAAAGGCCUCACCCUUGGUGCUAUUUAUGCUGACUGGCUUGAUCGACCGGGAAUUCCAAAGUGGCUGUAUGAAAGGAGCGCCGUGUGGUCACAGGCAAGGCUGGUGGAAGAAGUCAAAGCAGAGGUUGUAAAAUGGAUUCUCCUCAGUCGGAGUCAUCAGGGGAAGGGCAGAAAGCGGAAGAGAAUAGAGCCCAAGGUGAACUACAAAGAGUUGACGUCUGACCAGCUAGUGAUGCUUUUGGAACUUCUGUUGGAGGAAUCGGAGCUGAGCGUGGCAUCAUUGUGCGCUCUGCAGAGGACCUACAGUCUACAGAAUCAAGAUGCUGAGGUGCGACAUCGCUGGUGUGAGCUGGUGGUCAAACAUGCGUACGCUCAGGCUUACGGAGACGUUGAGCACUUCCUGGUUCAUGACCAAGCCAUGGGUGUGUAUCUGUACGGGGAGCUGAUGGUUCAGGAGGACGCCGAGCAGCAGGCCGUGGCUCGUCGCUGCCUCUCAUUGGUCCAGGAAGAAAUGGACCAAUCGGCUCGCAGGGUGGUGGAGGAGAUGGUGCUCUGACUCUGGAGGUGGCUGACCGCGGACAGAGAUGACAGGAGUUUGGCACUGAGGGCAUACGAGGCUCCAGCAUUCACCUCCUCUUUCUCUGGGACGCUGCAGAAUCGCUCAGCAGUGUGAACACCAGAAGGCUGCGUUCGUACUCUACAGCCAAGGCCAACUGGCAGGGUUUAGAGCACAGCAGUUCUGUUCAUUUGAGUCUAAAGAAAUAGCUGGUGCGUGCGAGCCACUAACUCUACAAGCUGCUCAGAGUGAGAUAAUGUUGUUGACGACAUUGUUGCUGCGGUUAGAUGGAGAAUAUACAUUAUUUCACCCUUUUUAAAGUGACAGGUAACUAGAAAUGUGAAAAGAGGUAAUUCAUGGUUAAAGACUGCACCUCCAGCCAUGUUUAAGAACCCGAGCUGCUGUGUUUAAGUUACGGCCUGUUUGUGUAGGUGUGUGUGUGUGUGUGUGUGUGUGUGUGUGUGUGUGUAAGCGUGAGUUCAUGUCUGUUUAGUCUGAAGUCAUGAUCUGGUUCUGAAGAGUUUAGACUGGAAAUACAUGUGUAAUGUUUCAUAACAAAUCUGGCCUGUAACGAAACUGGAAAAUAAAGAACUCUCAGGGCAUUUCUUAUAUGUGUAAAUGAUGGUUUCUGCUGUGCAGGCAAAUACUCAUAGUGAACCUUUUUCUAGAGAAAACUUUUGAUUUGUUCAUGUCCAAAUAAAAAUGUUUUCUUAAAACACA